AUGGCUGUUACAUAUUCCAGCAAUCUCCCUCCCUCCCGCAACCAGACCCUCCCAUCCUUUCGCGAACUUCUCCCCCCGCAUCUGCACGAAGAAAUCGAACGUAGCUCAGAUGCCUCAUUCAAGACCAGUUCCGCCCGCAGUUCGGGUCACCGGGGCCAACCACUGCCGUUGCCAUCCGGAGAGAUGCGCCAGAUGCACCCUUCAGGCACCUCGACUCCCACCCCCGCCUUUUCUUCUCGAGGUCCCAGUCCGAUUUUACCACCGCUGAGAGACUUACAAUCAGCCUCGGGUCGGCACCUUGACCGUCCGAUGAGUGCUUAUGAUAAUGCCCCUCGAUCUGGGAGGCCGGGACAGGAGGCAGCUUAUGGCGCUCGCGUCAGCAUGGAAGAUGACCGAUUUCGUUCGGCUCCCUACGGGGGUGGCAGCGGCACGACACCCGCCAUGUAUAGUCAAACUGCGUAUGACGGUGCCCGACAUGGCCAUUAUCCGGCUUCCUAUAGCAGCGAGUCUGAGUACUCGCCCAUGACCCACAACCACACAUUACCAGCGUCCACGUUUGGUGUUAUUGGCGAUUCUCUAGACUCACGGGGGAAGAGGAGAAGAGGCAACUUGCCCAAGCCGGUGACAGACAUUCUGCGCGCUUGGUUCCACGAGCAUCUCGAUCAUCCGUAUCCGACCGAAGAGGACAAGCAGAUUUUCAUGUCCCGAACUGGUCUUUCCAUCAGCCAGAUUAGCAACUGGUUUAUCAAUGCGAGACGGCGACAACUGCCGGCUCUACGCAAUCAGAUUCGCAACAGCGACGACCAGCACCGAGGUGGGUCGCCGAUGAGCGACGCCGACGUGGGUAUGUCUUCCCCGGGCUCGACCGCUUCUCCAACACAUCCGAGACACGGUUGA
Molecule: messenger RNA, 897 nt
Organism: Talaromyces proteolyticus
Lineage: Eukaryota; Fungi; Ascomycota; Eurotiomycetes; Eurotiales; Trichocomaceae
Product: homeobox KN domain-containing protein
Exons: 3
Coding region: 1-897 (298 amino acids)
Biological process (GO): regulation of transcription by RNA polymerase II
Molecular function (GO): DNA-binding transcription factor activity, RNA polymerase II-specific; RNA polymerase II cis-regulatory region sequence-specific DNA binding
Source: RefSeq, a predicted model, not a curated record